Molecule: messenger RNA, 2923 nt
Organism: Ficedula albicollis (Collared flycatcher)
Lineage: Eukaryota; Metazoa; Chordata; Aves; Passeriformes; Muscicapidae
Gene: NANP
Product: N-acetylneuraminic acid phosphatase
Exons: 1
Coding region: 25-717 (230 amino acids)
Source: RefSeq, a predicted model, not a curated record
GCGCCCCCGCGUCCCUUGCAGGUGAUGAGCGCCCUGCAGUCCAAGCACCACUACGGGGAGGGAGAGGCCCGCGCCGUCUGCGACAAGGUCCAGGCCAAGCUCCUCAAGGAGUGCCACGAUCCCGCCAAGAUGUGCAUCACAGACCUGCGGAUUUCGCACUGGGAGGAGGCGAUCCAGGAGACCAUCGGGGGGGAGGCGAACCGCGACCUGGCGGCCGAGUGCUAUUACCUGUGGAAGACGACGCGGCUGCAGCACCUGACGCUGGCCGAGGACACGCGGGCCAUGCUGACCGAGCUGCGGAAAGGCCUCCGCCUGCUGCUGCUCACCAACGGCGAGCGGCAGACGCAGAGGGAGAAGAUCGAGGCGUGCGCCUGCCAGCCCUUCUUCGAUGCCAUCGUCGUGGGGGGAGAGCAGAAGGAGGAGAAACCGGCGCCAUCCAUCUUUCAUUACUGCUGCGAUCUCCUGGGGGUGCAGCCCGCAGAGUGUGUGAUGGUCGGUGACUCUCUAGAUACAGAUAUUCAAGGAGGCCUGAAUGCUGGCUUGAAAGCGACGGUCUGGUUAAACAAAGCAAUGACCGCCCCAGUAGAUAUCACCCCCGUACCUCAUUAUAUUAUUUCUUCUGUACUGGAUCUUCCAGCAGUUUUGCAGAAGAUGGAGCACAGCAUUAAUGCUAAGUUAGAAAGUGACCAUAUGGCUAGUAGCGAUGAAGCACAUUGAUGAUGGUUCCAGCAUACAGAGACAUGCUGAGCUGUUAGGUGACACAUGCUCUUUUUAAAAAUCUGACCCUAGGAGUUUGAACUCAUCUAUGGUCUCUUUUCAACAGCAGAGGGAUGAAUAAGAGCACACUGGUCAGUGAAAACAGAACAGAAUCACACAAUUGUAUUAAUUUAAGUGAUGCAAGUACAGUCUGUCUGGAAAUUCUUUUGACAGACUGUGACAGAAGUGUGUCUGUCUCUGACCUAAGUUGCCAGUCUCUUGUUUUUAUAGUGGAAAAGAAAAUUUGAAUGUUCUGAGCUUUUACAUGCUUUGCUGACUUGUAAGCUUAGCAGAAGCUUCAGUUCCAACCUUGUGUGCAGUGUGUAAGAGAAGGAGAGAAAGAGUGUGUGGUACAAUAUGGUAAAUCUUCACAAUUGAUCUGCAGUUUAUCUCAGGAACUGGAGUGAAUUUAAUUAUUUUUCAGACUAUUAGAAAUGCUCUACAUUUGAUCUUUUUUAUAAGUUUUAGAUUUUUUUUUUCAGACUUUGCAGUGACUUUUCUUUUAUGGAACCUGUAUCUCUUGCCAAAAGUACUUAAAUGUACAUCAAAAAUUUGCUUUUUUAUCGGGGACCAUUUGUCAGAGGGACUUGAUGAAUAAGCUUUUACUUUAUAUUAUCUUGGUGCUUAUGCAGAUAUGCAGCAUACUUGUAAUUCAGAUUAUGAUUUUUGUUGAAAUGGAUAAAACAGGGAUAUUUUCAAUGGCGUUACUGUACUGUCAGACUCUUCAGAAGCUAAUAUCAUUGUUCUGUCUGAUUUAAUCAGUGAAUUUUGAUCACACUUUUCGGAGAAGCUGUUCUUGGUCUUGCUCAGGUGUAUGAUUACUCAGAUUCAGCUGUAGGAUCAGUGGCUUUUUUGGCUGUUUUAAUGGCACUGCUAUAUAAUCCCUCCUUACUCCAGUUUGCACGUGUAAUUAAUGUGACUUAUUCUGGGGAAAAUACAAGCUAGUUGUCUGUAAAUGGCUCUCAUGAUUCUCUUCCAGGAAACUGGAAAAUUAUGUCAUAUGUGUUACAGUACUGUAUACAACUUUAUAAGGUAUAUGUGAUAUUUCCACUACAUGUAGAUGACUCUCUAAAAUAGCAAGAUUUCUCUAUUGCAGAUCAUUACAUUAAUUUAUAUUUUUCCUGUGCCUCAUAUUCUUAUUACAUAAUGAGGAAGUAUUCUCAUAUUAAAUGGAAAUGUAAACACUUGUUGGCAAGUCUGUGGUUUUCAACCCUACAUGCUAUAUAUAUAUUCACCAGGAUGAGUAUCAGACCAAAUAUGAAAAAUCAAAUUUUAUGUUUUAGAAUAAUUCCAUGACAGAUCUUUUGAGAACAGGGGUAUUAGGCUACUGGCAGAAGAGUGUCUGACAUAUGGGCAGCAAUAAGAAGUACAGAAACCUAUUACAAAAUGAGUGUGUAGAAGAAAUUCUAUAUACAAGAAACAGUUAUGUCAAAUUAAACAAAGCAACUAAGUUAUUGCAGUUAAGUCUUACAUAGGAUGACAGAGUCAGUUUAGAGGAGGCUUAGGGUUAAAUUAUUUGACAAGGAGUUUAGGUUGUUGCUCCUACAUUGAGGAGGGGGAGAAAUAGAAAAUAAAUAAUCAUUAAAUUUGGAAUCCCUUUCCCAGUUGACCAUUAGAAAAGGCAAAGCAGUCCGCAUUCCUUGUCUUACCUGGGCAAGACUGUUGAGACGUCAGGUCAAGGAAGAGUACAGAGACAGACCCCACCUGUUCCUUUGAGGAAAUGGGCGUAUACUGAAAACAGUCCGAUUGCAGUAGUUAGUAACAUGAGCCAGUGGGACUGACUUGUCUCACCUUCUGAAGGAAGAAGCCUCAGUUAAGAUUUUGGUUUGCAUUUGAAGAGUGUGGAAACAGUCACUGGUUUAGCCGAUGAGCAAAGCAUUGCUAAUAACAUUUCUUAUAACCAACGAUUGAGACGAGAAUGAUAAAGAUCAUUCAGCCUCUCAGGGAUACUCUGUAAAAAUAGAAAUGUAUCCAAGAGAUUAGAGGGAUCCCCGGAGUAAUCUAACAAUACCAUCUGAUACAAAAGCAACAACUUUGCUUGCAACAGCUUCCAAAGGAGCUACAGAGUAACUGACUCUGCCUUGUUUUCACAGCAGCAGGGCAGUCAAACUUAAUUCAGAAUGACGUUUCUGAUAGAGCUGAUAUUUAAAAUAACAAAUAGUAAUAA